Messenger RNA from Nylanderia fulva, 1011 nucleotides. The record is from RefSeq and is a predicted model, not a curated record. NCBI's taxonomy places the organism in Eukaryota, Metazoa, Arthropoda, Insecta, Hymenoptera, Formicidae.
AUGGCCGACACUAAGGCAAUCAUUGCCACCGCCACAGUAUUAUACGGCAAGAUCUCUCGCGCGUACGAGAACCUUAGGAAGCUCGGCGAGGCCAAUAUCACCCUCGGGGCGGUGGAGGCCCGGCUUCUAAAUCUCGAGAAGCUGUGGGAGAAAUUCGACGGAAUUAACGAUAUGUUAGCCGAUCGCGUGGACGAAAUACGCCACGAUGUCUACGCAAAACAAGACAUCCCUUCGUUGGGCGAAGAGGCUUACCUGCUGAACAAGGGCCUCAUGCUCGACUUGAAGAGUGCUCUCCAGAUUCAACUGCAGGCAGCCAGCUCUACCUCGAUCGCAACAACGGCUUCCGCUCCUUGGACAGCGCUGCCGAAAAUCCAGCCGCCGACCUUCGCCGGAAAAUACGAGGACUGGCCUUCGUUCCGAGAUCUUUUCCAAUCAAUCAUCGGUAGGAACCAGGCAGCAAAACCUGUGGAGAAGCUGCAUUAUUUAAAGCUUUGCGUAAAGGGUGACGCUGAUCUGCUCAUUCGGAACCUCAGCACCACGGACGAUAACUACGACAUUGCCUGGAAGACGCUGAGUGACUAUUAUGAAAACAAAAGAUUACUGACGCGUAAUUAUCUCAACAAUUUUUUGAUGUUGACCAAGAUGAAGAGCGAAUCCGCCGCUGAAUUGAGGCGACUUUCCACGGGUCAAAAACUACGGCGAGAAUGGGAGAGUGACAUCAGUCACACGACGAAUCCGCCUUCCUACUCCGAGCUGGAGGCCUUCAUAGAACGCCGACUUCAUACUUUGGAGGCGCUGUAUCCGGCCAGGAACGAAAGCGGCAGCCACAGCCUUUCGAAGUCAACUCGGAGCCACUACGUAAAAAGGCAAGACCCGAAAGAGAAGCCCAGGGGCCGGUGCUCCAUCUGUCAGGGGGACCACUUUGUGAUGUUCUGCGGCGACUACAAGGGCAAGACGGCGAUGGCUCGCAAACAGCUCGUCAGUGAACACAAACUCUGCUCAACUGCCUAG